Electrophorus electricus (electric eel) is the source of this 4280-nucleotide messenger RNA. NCBI's taxonomy places the organism in Eukaryota, Metazoa, Chordata, Actinopteri, Gymnotiformes, Gymnotidae. The record is from RefSeq and is a predicted model, not a curated record.
CAAAACUGUAUCCUCGGCGCCUCCCCCUAGUUUCUCUGCUCGUUUUGCGCGUUCUUCUCAGUCUGUGUCUCAGACUACCUACCCUGACAUCUGCCUCUCUCCACCUGCCGACGUUGCGCUCGCGGACGCCCUUUGCCGAGCAAUACCGAUCAUCCCAACUCUCUGUCGGAUAUUUCCGCCGAUCCGUCCUAGCCUCGCCGUCGUCUUUCUGCCUUAAAAAAAAAACCCAGUGUGUCCGUUUGGCGCGUUGCACACCGAUGCUGAUAACCUCGUCGAACCGCCGGAUUUCUUCCUCUUGAGCAUGAGAGGGACUGCUAACUCAUCUGCAAUCGAGUAUCAAAGCGCGAGCCACCAGCAUGAGCCGUGGAUACGUAUGCUCCCGCAGAAGUUUGCCACGAAUGCGUUAAAACAUCUCGGACCGCAGAUUCUGACUACAGGAGAGAAUCAGUUUUAGGAGUCCCCGGUGUUUGGUCCCAGUAGCUGAGUUGUGAAAGGGCUAGUGGAUGCAGCUGCUCAGCCUGGCCCUCCAAUGCCCACGGAGAUGGAUGCUUUGGCGGAGGAGAAAUCGCACCACUGCUGACCACGGUCCCGCAUACGGCCUCGGUCCAAUAUCAAGCAGGAGAGAGAGGCUCCCACUGCAGUGGACCUUAAGACAAGACCUUAAGCAGGUCUCCAUAGAAUGGAGCGAGAAUGAACAGAGAGCGGCUUAAGGAAAAGCAUGAACUGGAGGGUCAUUGAGGUCACUUGCUUCCUGUUUAUAUGGGACCAUAUAACAGUUCAGUCUUCCCGCCAGGACGCGUCGGCCAGCGAACAGCAUGUCACCAAGCAGUUUGAUUGGCUCAUCUCCGACAGAGGCCCUUUCCACCACUCGAAGGGAUACCUCUCCUUCGUGGAAAGAUUUCGCCAAGGAUUCACGACCCGAUAUAAAAUUUAUAGGGAGUUUGCACGUUGGAAGGUGAGGAACACCGCCAUCGAGAGGCGGGACCUGAUCCGGAAUCCCGUGCCCCUCAUGCCGGAGUUCCAAAGGAGCAUGCGUCUUCUGGGUCGACGGCCCUCCACCCAGCAGUUCAUCGACACCAUCAUCAAGAAGUAUGGCACGCACAUCCUCAUCUCAGCCACGCUGGGAGGCGAGGAGGCGCUCACCAUGUACAUGGCCAAAAACAAGCUGGACCGGAAGAUGGGGAAUGCCACCCAGGGUGUGGAGGCCCUGCACCAGCUGGCCUCCUCCUACUUCAUCGACCGUGACGGCACCAUGCGUAAGCUCCAUGAGAUUCAAAUCUCCACCAAUGCCAUCAAGGUAACGGAGACACGUACAGGUCCGCUUGGCUGCAGCACAUACGACAACCUGGACUCUGUGAGCUCCGUGCUCCUGCAAAGCCCAGAGAGCAAGCUCCACCUGCAAGGUCUCCAGGUGAUUUUCCCUGAGUACCUGCAGGAGAAGUUUGUGCAGUCUGCUCUCAGCUACAUCAUGUGCAACGGGGAGGGCGAGUACAUCUGCCGCAAAAACCAGUGUAUCUGCCAGUGUGCCGAGGAGUUCCCACAAUGCAACUGCCCCACCACUGACCUGCAGAUCAUGGAGAGCACUCUCCGGGGAAUGGCUGACACUUGGGCUGCCUCCUACAAGGACUUUGAGAACUCUGACGAGUUCAAGGUCGUUCUUGAAGCGUGCCCCCCCGCACACUUCCUGCCGGUGAGCAGCGUGCACCUGCUCUGGGGCAGUGACUGGGACCUUCAGGCCCGCUACCGCCUGCUCCAGAGCUCCCUGGAGGCCCAGCGGUUCAAGAUCCAGCGCACGGCCCGCAAGCUCUUCAGCCUGAGUGUCCGCUGCCACCACAAACCCCAACCAAUCAGAUGCCUAGAGAGAGGUGGGUUCUCAGCCCCGGCAAUCCCUUCAAAGGGCAACGGAUUGGAGGGUUCGAGAUCUGUGCUACAGUGGCUUAACCGGGUGCAGUCGUUCCUCUACUGCAACGAGAACGGCUUCUGGGGCACCUUCCUAGAGAGCCAGCGCACAUGUGUGUGCCACACGGGCGUGACGCUGUGCCAGCGCCCCAUCCCCUGCGUGAUCGGCGGCAACAACAGCUGCGCUAUGUGCAGCCUGGCCAACAUCUCGCAGUGCGGCUCGUGUAACAAGGGCUACAAGCUGUACCGCGGGCGCUGUGAGCCGCAGAACGUGGACUCGGAGCGCAGCGAGCAGUUCAUCAGCUUCGAGACGGACCUGGACUUCCAGGACCUUGAGCUCAAGUACCUGCUGCAGAAGAUGGACUCACGCCUGUACAUCCACACCACAUUCAUCAGCAACGAGGUGCGCCUGGAGACGUUCUUUGACCCGCGCUGGCGCAAGCGCAUGUCGCUGACGUUGAAGAGCAACAAGAACCGCAUGGACUACCUGCACAUGAUGGUGGGCCUGUCCAUGAAGAUCUGUCAGAUGCGCAACAGCAGCGUGGACCCCAUGUUCUUCGUCUAUGUCAACCCAUUCAGCGGCAGCCACUCAGAGGGCUGGAGCAUGCCCUUCGGGGAGCACGGCUACCCACGCUGGGAGAAGGUGCGCCUGCAGAGCUCGCAGUGCUUCAACUGGACUCUGCUGCUGGGGAACCGCUGGAAGACCUUCUUCGAGACGGUGCACAUCUACCUGCGCAGCCGAGCCAAGGUGCCCACCAUCCUGCGCAACGACACCGGCCAGGGCCCCGUGGACCUGUCUGACCCCAACAAGCGGCAGAUCUACAUCAAGAUCUCCGACAUCCAGGUGUACGGCUACAGCCUGCGCUUCAAUGCCGACCUACUGCGCAGUGCUGUGCAGCAGGUCAACCAGUCCUACACGCAGGGGACCCAGUUCUACUCGUCCUCGUCCAUCAUGUUACUGCUGCUGGACAUAAGGGAGAGGAUUAACCGCCUGGCCCCUCCGGUGGCCCCUGGGAAACCCCAGCUGGACCUCUUCUCCUGCAUGCUAAAGCACCGGCUGAAGCUCACCAACAGCGAGAUGAUCCGUGUCAACCAUGCCCUGGACAUGUACAACACAGAAAUCUUGAAACAGUCAGACCAUCUAACUACCAAACUUUGCUGAAAUUUAAAGUGAGAGAAAACGCAAAUCUACUACUGAAUAGACCAUCACAGAACAAAACGAGACAAAACAGUUCCUUUUUAUUUUCCCUUGGUUUUUUUUUUGGUUUUUUUCAUUUGGGACCUUUUUGUUCUGCUUUUUGAUGUACUAUUAACAACUUUGUAAGUGUAAUUGUUAAAUACGAAACUAAAAUACAGAAAUUAAGCCUUUUAGCUCACUAAAAGAUUAAUGAAAAAAAGAACAUGACUGUAUCAUAUGUGUCCAAGCAUGUCUGUCACUUCUUAAUGGAGCAUUAAGAGAAAAAAAAAAAAAAAGAAUUCUGGUGACAACGAGGCCUUGAUAUUACUCAGAGGGGGAAAAGGUACAUUUGAAACUGCCAUUCUUUACUGGGUAACAUUUUUAAUGAUGUAACAAAGCAGACCAGAGAUUCAUCUUUUACUUUGAAAACUUGUAAAGCAAGAUGUGUCAUAACAUGCAAAGAACGCAUUUCACUGGCUUCACGCUUCUAUGAUUUUAAAAACAAAAAGAUUCCACUAGCUGUACAGUGUUUCUUCAUUCUCCUCGUAGACAUCCCUCUGAGUGUGACUCCAGUACAGGCAUGUGACAAAGCAGCGCAGAGUGGCUUUCCUCUAAAACACACUCAGUUGUUUAUAGCUCUAGUUUUGUUGAUGCCUAACGCUAAUCGCCGUUUUGCUAGCUGGACGUGUCUUUUGAGAGUGAAGGACUCUAACCUAAGCUGAAACCUGUGUGUCGGGCUACCUCCAGUGUGUUUUGAAGUUCCAUUCCUGUUCUUGAGUAAGCUGCAGUCCCUGAGCACAGUGUCUGCGGUCUGAAGAGCAACACCGAUGCUCCAUCGUACAGCUUCGCAAAGUGUGUACUGCCUCCAGUUACUGGUGUGUCACUGUUGUGUUAAGGUUUAUUUUUGUUUGUUUUCUUCUUCUACUUUUUCCAUUGUCAAAAACAGAUUUUGCUGAACAUUUUGGGUGUCAUACUCGCGAGACAUAAAGCCAUACAUUUCCUAGAGGGAUGUCAGAAUAAAGGAGAGGCUUGUAUGCAUUUAUUUUGUGAAAAAUGUCCUAUAUGUUUUGUACAUUUCUUUUCAGAGCACAGUGGUCCGAGGGAACGUUUUCAGUGGUGGACAGGGGCAUGGCAAUGAAACAUCUCUCCAUUUCCAUAAAUGACAGAAAAAGUAAAAGCUUUGAAUAACUGUUAUGAACAUUGA